CGGAUCCCCAGUUCAUUAUCGGAGGAGCCACGCGCACAGACAUCUGCCAGGGAGCCCUGGGUGACUGCUGGCUGCUGGCCGCCAUCGCCUCUCUCACCUUGAAUGAAGAGAUCCUGGCGCGUGUGGUGCCACUGGACCAGAGCUUCCAGGAGAACUACGCGGGCAUCUUCCGCUUCCAGUUCUGGCAGUACGGCGAGUGGGUGGAGGUGGUGGUGGACGACAGGCUGCCCACCAAGGACGGGGAGCUGCUGUUCCUGCACUCGGCCGAGGGCACGGAGUUCUGGAGCGCGCUGCUGGAGAAGGCCUACGCCAAGAUCAACGGCUGCUACGAAGCCCUGUCGGGGGGUGCCACCACCGAGGGCUUCGAGGACUUCACUGGGGGCAUUGCGGAGUGGUACGAGCUGCAGAAGCCACCACCCAACCUGUUCAGGAUCAUCCAGAAGGCACUGGAGAAGGGCUCGCUGCUCGGCUGCUCCAUCGACAUCACCAGCGCAGCAGACUCGGAGGCCAUCACCUACCAGAAGCUGGUGAAGGGGCACGCGUACUCUGUCACCGGGGCUGAGGAGGUGGAAAGCUCGGGGAGCCUGCAGAAGCUGAUUCGAGUCCGAAACCCCUGGGGACAGGUGGAGUGGACCGGGAGGUGGAACGACAACUGCCCAAACUGGAACACGGUGGACCCAGAGGUGAGGGAGAGGCUGACCGUGCGCAUGGAGGAUGGGGAGUUCUGGAUGUCCUUCGGCGACUUCCUGCGGCACUAUUCUCGCCUGGAGAUCUGCAACCUGACGCCCGACACGCUCACCAGCGACACCUACAAGAAGUGGAAGCUGACCAAGAUGGACGGGAGCUGGCGGCGCGGCUCCACCGCGGGCGGCUGCAGGAACUAUCCUAACACCUUCUGGAUGAACCCCCAGUACCUGAUCAAGCUGGAGGAGGAGGAUGAGGACCAGGAGGACGGCGAGGGCGGCUGCACCUUCCUGGUGGGCCUCAUCCAGAAGCAUCGGCGGCGGCAGAGGAAGAUGGGCCAAGACAUGCACACCAUCGGCUUCGGCAUCUACGAGGUUCCAGAGGAGCUGUCCGGGCAGACCAACAUCCACCUGGGGAAGAACUUCUUCCUGACGACCCGCGCCCGCGAGCGCUCGGACACCUUCAUCAACCUGCGCGAGGUGCUCAACCGCUUCCGGCUGCCCCCAGGCGAGUACAUCCUCGUGCCGUCCACCUUUGAGCCCCACAAGGACGGCGACUUCUGCGUCCGCGUCUUCUCGGAGAAGAAGGCCGACUACCAAGCGGUGGACGACGAAAUCGAGGCCAACCUGGACGAGACAGACAUCAGCGAGGAGGACAUCGAUGAUAGCUUCCGGAGGCUGUUUGCUCAGCUGGCAGGGGAGGACGCAGAGAUCUCGGCCUUUGAGUUGCAGACCAUCCUGAGGAGGGUGCUGGCAAAGCGACAAGACAUCAAGUCAGACGGCUUCAGCAUCGAGACCUGCAAGAUCAUGGUGGACAUGCUGGACUCGGACGGGAGCGGCAAGCUGGGGCUGAAGGAGUUCUACAUUCUGUGGACGAAGAUCCAGAAGUACCAAAAAAUUUACCGGGAGAUCGACAUAGACAGGUCUGGCACCAUGAACUCCUACGAGAUGCGCAGGGCGCUGGAGGAAGCAGGGUUCAAGCUGCCUUGUGAACUGCACCAAGUCAUCGUCGCCCGGUUUGCAGACGACGAGCUCGUCAUCGACUUUGACAACUUCGUUCGGUGCCUGGUUCGGCUGGAGACGCUGUUCAAGAUAUUCAAGCAGUUGGACCCUGAGGACACCGGGACCAUCCAGCUUGACCUCAUGUCGUGGCUGUGUUUCUCAGUGCUGUGACACUGCCUGGAGACGUCGGAGAAGGAAAAUCAGCAGGGACUAAGCUUCUGGACACUGCAUCAGGCCCUGGGAAUUGUGGGAACAUUUACGUAAACUGAGGGUGGUAGCCGGAAAGAAUACUGUCUGUCUGAGAUAGCCUCCCUUUCACAUAUCCAGGUAGAAGGUUUGCGUAUUAUUGUACUAAAUGCAGGUGAGCUGCUUAACCCUUGACAAGCGCAAAGGAAGCUUUACAUCUAUAAACAGUACAUACUUUCGACUUUUACAACUUUCCUGUUCAGAGCAAUACUAAUCCACGAAGACAUGCAGGGAGGUGUUUUAAAUCAGUCUCCAGGCCUUGAGGGCCUGGCUGGUAAUGUCACCUUUACAACGAGGUGGUGGCAUCUACCACCUGGCAGCCCAGGUAGGGCAGUAUCCCCUGUGGGCACCAGGAAACUGGUCUCCCACGGCCUGAGAGGGCCCGCAAGGGAAGCAUCCCUCAUCGGGGUCAGACAGGCCGGCACGCGCAGCGCUCAGGUCCUCGCACACACGUGGCCUCACCCCGACAGGAUCCGUGCGCCACCCGGUGGGCUGUGGGCCAUGCCAGGCCCCUGGUUUGCAACCUCUGACCCGUCGGCCGCCUGGACUCUUCAGGUCCUCUACGUACCUCUCUGACACUCUGCAGGAGAUGCCGCAGGCCCGCUUCCUGGCUUGACUUUGGGAAAAGCUGGCCAUGCCAUAAAAACAUUGCCUUUUGCCUUACCGCCAUGCUAGUGUCCUGUUGAAUAAAGAGUUGCCUGCCAGC
Chinchilla lanigera (long-tailed chinchilla) is the source of this 2637-nucleotide messenger RNA. RefSeq names its product calpain 2, (m/II) large subunit (gene Capn2). NCBI's taxonomy places the organism in Eukaryota, Metazoa, Chordata, Mammalia, Rodentia, Chinchillidae. Gene Ontology annotation, molecular function: calcium-dependent cysteine-type endopeptidase activity; calcium ion binding. Gene Ontology annotation, cellular component: cytoplasm. Gene Ontology annotation, biological process: proteolysis. The record is from RefSeq and is a predicted model, not a curated record.